AUGAUGACAAUCGUAUUACACUAAGGCCAAUGUCAGGCCAUAAGGAUUGUACAAAUGAGUAUAUCAAUGCAUGCUUCAUUAAGGAUUACUCUGAUGAAUAUCAGUAUAUAGCAACACAAGGGCCUGUAUCAAGUACACUUGUUGACUUUUGGCGGUUAAUUUGGCAGGAGAGGCCACCUAUCAUUGUCAUGAUUACUAACGUCAUAGAGGAAGGAAAAGUGAAGUGUCAGCAGUAUUGGCCUGAUUCAGAUACAAAGGAUUAUGGACCAUUCAGUGUAACAUUAAAUGAUGAGCAAGUACUAACAGAUUAUACUGUUAGAAAAAUGCAUGUUAAGUUAGUAGAUUCAAAUGAUCAGCCUCCAUUGAUGAUCACACAAUAUCAUUUCACAUCAUGGCCUGAUCAUGGAGUACCUGAAUAUGCAACAUCAAUACUUCAGUUUCACCGUAGAAUUAAGAAUGAAUACAAACCUACCAAAGGACCGAUGCUAGUACACUGCAGUGCUGGUGUAGGUAGGACUGGUACAUUCAUGGCUAUAGACAUGGGACUACAACAGGCAGAGAAGGAAGGAGGGAUUGAUAUUAUAAGUAUUAUCAAUAGAAUGAGACAACAGAGGAUGAAGAUGGUUCAGACAGCAGAUCAGUAUAUAUUUGUGAAUGAUGCUGUACUUGAGUCAGUGACAUGUGGUAAUACACAGGUUGAUAGUAGGAAUGCUCGUAUUGUAUUCAACAGGAUGAGUAACCUGAUACUAAACUG
Messenger RNA from Amphimedon queenslandica, 754 nucleotides. RefSeq names its product receptor-type tyrosine-protein phosphatase kappa-like. NCBI's taxonomy places the organism in Eukaryota, Metazoa, Porifera, Demospongiae, Haplosclerida, Niphatidae. Gene Ontology annotation, molecular function: protein tyrosine phosphatase activity. The record is from RefSeq and is a predicted model, not a curated record. The transcript is spliced from 6 exons. The annotation marks the transcript as partial. Gene Ontology annotation, biological process: protein dephosphorylation.